This is a messenger RNA of Pyrenophora tritici-repentis Pt-1C-BFP, 183 nucleotides long. The record is from RefSeq and is a predicted model, not a curated record. Lineage: Eukaryota; Fungi; Ascomycota; Dothideomycetes; Pleosporales; Pleosporaceae.
AUGCCUAGGACUACACGCGGCCUAAGUCUUGUCGCCGCACCGCCUCUUCAAUCAACGAUAAUCGACGAGUCGAUUGCUAGUAACGUUUACGCCGCUAUAAAGCAAGAUAUGCGUAAGCAGCGCAAGGACACUCCCUUUUAUAUUAUUAAGAAGUACUACGAUAUUGUCUUUAAGAUAAUCUAG